UAUAUAUAUUCAAACUAAAAUGUAAACGUAAUCGUAAUGUUAUCAAAAUAAAGCUAACGCACAAUAAUGGCGGCGGUUGAUGACGAGUAUUUACAUAAAGUAUCGUCAAAUUUAAUAAAUAAUAAUUAUCAACAAAAUAUUAAAUGGAUUCCAUUGUCAUUAACGCACGUCGAGUAUCCUCAAGGAGAUUCAUUAGGACAUUUAUUAUCAUUGAUAAGUUUAAUGCCAUUUGCAAUAAUAAUAGGAUUUUUAACACUUAUUUUAUUCCGACGUGAUUUACACACGAUAUGUUUUUUUAUUGGAGUUGUGGUAACAGAUAUAAUUGGAUUAUCAUUGAAAUACACAAUCAGAGAAGCUAGACCAAUGAGACGUGAUGUUAUAUAUGUUGAAUAUGGAAUGCCGUCGUCUCAUUCAUUGCUGAUGUGGUUUUUCGCGACUUACACUGCAUUAUUUGUAUGCUUAAGAAUGCAUCAAAAUAACAACAGUACAGUUGUAGAAAAAUUAUGGAGAUGGGCAAUCAUCGGUGGCUGUACAACAGUUGCCAUUUUAGUAUCAUAUAGUCGUAUUUAUUUGCAAUAUCAUACAAUAUCACAAGUAUUAUGUGGUUUUAUUGUGGGAGUCAUUAUGGGAAUUACGUGGUUUUUUAUAACUCAUCUAGUCCUAGCGCCAUUUUUUCCAAUUAUUGUGUCGUGGCGAUUGUCUGAAUAUUUAUUAAUACGUGAUACAACUCUAAUACCAAAUGUACUGUGGUUCGAAUAUACGAAUAUAAGAACAGAGGCUAGAGCACGCUCAAGAAAAUUAGUUUCAAUGAAAUCGCAAUGACGACUGAUGGUUGCCCAGUGGGCGGAAAAUAAAUAAAAAAAAAACUAUUUGUUAAAAGUUUAAAAUUUUUUUAUUUUUUAAAUUUUUCUCUUCACUUUAAAUGUUUAUUUUUUUAAAAGAUUUUUUUAAAAAAUCUAUCCUUCAAUUUAUUUAAAUUGAAUUUUAAAUAUUUUACUACGAUUUGUUUUAAAAUCUCGCUAAUUAUUUUUUUAAUCAUCCGCAAUAAUUUGUUUUAUUUUUAAUAAAAAAAAAAGCGCGGGAAAGUCCAAUAGAUUUUUUUUUUUGACAGCCUUUCUGUGACUACCGGCUUUAUUAGGGCACAUGAUUUUCAAGUAAUUUUAUUUUUACUUCCUUUAAAUUAUUUCGUGCGGUUUAAAAAAAAUUGUUGAAAGAUAAUUUUUUACUACAAGUUUAAAAAAAAAAAUUUGAUGUUUAAAAAAACUCACCACUGCCAGAAUUAUUCUGAUACAUUAAAAAAAAAAAAUUUUGUAAUAAAAUUGAACGGUUUAAAAAAAAUUUGGGACUAAGUCGCAGAUACGUCAAAUUGCUCAAAAAAAAUAAUGAAAAUAAAUCAUGUAAAAAAAUUUUUGAAAAUAUUUUUCGCUCUUUAAGUGAAAUUUAAAAAAAUUUUUAAUAAAAAAUGAAAAGUAUAAAAAAAAAAUAAAAUACUUGAAAAUUCGAUAACCCAAUUACUUAUUAAAUAUCUAUCAGAAUUGAAUGAUAAAAAUUUUUUUCACCCUAAAAUAUAGAAAAAAAAAAAAAAAAAAAAAAUUAUCUCAAUAUUUUGAAAUAUUUAGUAAUUUCAAAAAUUUGAAAUCAAUUUUUACUUAAAAAUAAGUAAAAAUUUCUAUUAAUUAAAAAAAAAAGUCUUAUAUAUCGAGACCAUUCUCUGACGCCCCCUCCCCCCCCCCAGUUUUUGGAAAUAUUCAAUAACUGAAUUGUAAUGACCGUUUUAAAAUUUUGAGAAUUAAUUAAAAAAAAGUUAAAGCACUAAUGGAAAAAAAGAUGCGCAGUUACAAUUUCACCGAGAUAGAUUUUUAAAAAAAUAAUUUACAGUUGACAUCAAUUAAGAGUUAAACGAAAUAUGGAAAAUAAAUUUAAGUAAAAUCAUAUCAAUUUUAUAAUUCGAAUUUUCAAAUUUUUUAAGCUGAAAUUUAUUCAAAAAAUUUCGUUACACUCCUAAUUGCUAACAACUGUAAGUAAUUUUUUUAAAAAUCUAUAUCUCGGCGAAAUUGUAACUGCGUUGUCUUUUUUUCAAUUAAUGCUUUAAUUUUCGAGAAAUUAAUAAAUAAAAUGUUAAUACUGUUGACAGUUCGAAGUCUCUGAAUAUUUGUAAAAAGUGGGGGUACUGUCUGGAAUGCCCUUAAUUAUUAUUGUACACUUUGUACUUUACAAAAAAAAUCAAUUAUUAAAUAAUAGAAUCAUCGGUUAACUGAAAUUCAAUAUAUUUAUUAAUUUACUGUCAAUUACCUCAGAGUAACUUUGACUAAUUUUGUUGCAUUUUCAAAAAAUUUAAAUUGAUCAUUUUUUAAUUUUUUAAAAAUGGCGCCAAUUUUUAAUUUUUUAAGAAUUAGUCGGACACAAAAUAUUGAGAUAGAUUUUUUUUUCUUUCACUCCACCCUAAUUUAUAUAUAUGUAUAUAUAUAUAUAUAUACAGGGUGGUCGUUAAAAAUUAAAUUUGAUCAGACGCCCCAUAAAAAGCUUCUUUUUGGUGAAAAAAUACGUGGGGAAUUUGGUUGUUUCUUUUUAAAUAAAAAGAACACGAGCCUUAGGACGAUCAAAGUUCACUUUUCGAUGCAAUCGCGGUUUUUUUUAAAUAUCUCAUGAAAUAUGCAAAUUAGAGGAAAAAAUCACAGGACCAAUUUUGUAGGAAAUUGAAUUCUCAACAAAAAAGGUCAUAUUCAUUUUUUUAAUAAAAUGCGUAUUUAUGAAGAUAUUUUAAAAAAACUUUUUUUAGAUCUGAUGAAUUGAGCGUUUUAAGGAUUACAAAUUUUGAAAAUAACAUUUUUCUUAUAGAAACUACAACAAGCAUUAAUAAUUGAUAUGUUACGAGUCACGAAGUUGUCUAUAUUUAAGUAAAAACGUUAUUUUUGAGAUUCGUAAUCCUCUAAAUGCUCAAUUGAUAAGAUCUAAAAAAGUUUUUUUAAAAUAUCUUCAUAAAUACACAUUUUAUAAAAAAAAUAAACAUGACCUUUUUUGUCAAGAAUUUAAUUUCCUACAAAAUUGUUCCUCUGAUUUUUUCCUUUAAUCUGCAUAUUUCAUGAGAUAUUUAAAAAAAACCGCGAUUGUAUCGAAAAAUGAACUUUGAUCGUCCUGAGGCUCGUGUUCUUUUUACUUAAAUAGAAAAAACCAAAUUACCCACGUGUUUUUUCACUAAAAAAAAGAUUUUUAUGGGGCGUCUGAGAAAAUUUAAUUUUUAACGACCACCCUAAAAUGUAUAUAUAUAUAUUUUUUUUUUGUUAAUUAAAAUUAUAAUUAAAAAAAAUUAAUUAAAGCAACUAUUACUUAAUUAUUUAUAAAAUAUUAAAAAUAAAUUAAUUAUCUUUUUAAAUAAUUAAUAUUUAUUAAGUUUAAAAACGUAAAUGAAUUUUUAAAAAGUUUUUUUAUUUUUUUAAUCUAUUUAAUACAUAGCUAAUGAUAA
This is a messenger RNA of Microplitis mediator, 3463 nucleotides long. RefSeq names its product dolichyldiphosphatase 1-like. Bases 67 to 822 code for a protein of 251 amino acids. Gene Ontology annotation, molecular function: sphingosine-1-phosphate phosphatase activity. The transcript has 5 exons. The record is from RefSeq and is a predicted model, not a curated record. NCBI's taxonomy places the organism in Eukaryota, Metazoa, Arthropoda, Insecta, Hymenoptera, Braconidae.